AUGCGUCUCACUACUGCUCUCGCCGCCCUCACCCUCCUUUGCACUGUCUUCUUAGUGCAAGCCGCCCCGCUUACGCCCGGCUCCCGACAUGAUGCCACAGCAUGUGCGAGACUGACAGACUGCGACUCUUGUGUCCGUGCAAGUCAUUGCGGGUUCUCGCUAGACACUCAAAGCUGUGCGGCGAAAGAAGGCCAUCCUGGAUCUCUCGCGACAUCUGCCAUUCAAUGCAAGAAGGCAUCCGCUGUAAAUCCUUGCUACAAGAAGUGUUGUGGGAAAAAGGCCGAGGCAAAGUGGAAAGGGAUGAAGAACCACGUCCUGAACGGCCGUCCCGACAAGGCAAAUUCUGGCCGGCAUCUCACGUCCACUUGGUUCGCGCACAACGCCAACAAAGGCACUGCUGGGCACAUGACGGUCGAUCCUGCGACGGCUCUCGCUCAUGUGCAGGCCGGCAAGGGGCCGAAGACGCUCUGGGUUAAUAAAGGUACGACGGGAAUGACGACAAACGUCGCGCACAAGUACACGCGGAGACAGGUCGCCGGCAUAUGCAAGGCGGCGCUCAGGGCGGCACUCAAAGCGGGAAAUUCGAGGACGACGGUGACGAGUGGCUCUUACUCUGUCCGAACGCCUACUGGGACCAACAUCUGCGUGGCGGUGUCCAAUGCACAGUGCUACCCGGCGAACAUCCAUGCGACGACGGUAGCAGCGGGUGGAAAGUGUUGA
This is a messenger RNA of Fomitopsis serialis, 720 nucleotides long. RefSeq lists its product as uncharacterized. Bases 1 to 720 code for a protein of 239 amino acids. The transcript has 4 exons. NCBI's taxonomy places the organism in Eukaryota, Fungi, Basidiomycota, Agaricomycetes, Polyporales, Fomitopsidaceae. The record is from RefSeq and is a predicted model, not a curated record.